AUGGAUGAGUUAUUGGUUGCUGCUCAGAAGCUUGAUUUUAUUGAGAUGAAGUUUACUUCGUAUUUUGAAACUCAAGAAGGAUACGAUUUCAAGCAAUGUCUUGAAAGUGAGGGACAUUGUAAGAAUCCAAUUUGUCGUCGGCAGCAAGAAUUCUUUCAUGAAUUUUUCUGCGAGGCGAUGUUUGACCUUGAAACAGAGUUGCCAGAUAGAAGCAAGUGGCCGGCUGUUCUACGAAUUAUUGGGCACGAUCAUUACCCAGCAAAAUAUUCUGAUGGAUCGUGGGUUGAUGAUUACUCUUUUUCAAGCGACGAGGAAUAUCAUGGAGAGUACCCACCAAUUAUUGUUGAUGAAAGCAAGCCUGAGUCGAUUGGAUCAUAA
Oikopleura dioica is the source of this 378-nucleotide messenger RNA. The record is from the annotation of a GenBank genome assembly. Lineage: Eukaryota; Metazoa; Chordata; Appendicularia; Copelata; Oikopleuridae.